Molecule: messenger RNA, 354 nt
Organism: Funneliformis mosseae
Lineage: Eukaryota; Fungi; Glomeromycota; Glomeromycetes; Glomerales; Glomeraceae
Source: the annotation of a GenBank genome assembly
AUGCUUCCAAUCAACAUCAAUACUUCAGCAUCUGAUUUCACGAAAGAAGAUUUAAAGGCACUGAAAGUGAGGUUCCAACCAGCCCCGUCCGAAGGCCACGCCAUUCCUGAUAAGGAUUUCACAGAAUUUCCGCAACAAUAUGUUUGUCCCAAAAUCAGUAAAACGAUACUCAAUGAACCAGAUUUUAAUGUUGAUAAUAUUAGCGAAAUUCCGAAUAAUAGCGUCCGAUCAUUCAUUUAUACAUUGCAUGAUGUCACGAGAAACUUAGGGAUACCCGAAACUAGAACCAACUCAAUGGUUGAAGAUUUGCUUCGUAUUGCUAUGAUGAAUGGCUGGCCCUUAUCGAUAAUGUAA